Lachancea fermentati is the source of this 2280-nucleotide messenger RNA. NCBI's taxonomy places the organism in Eukaryota, Fungi, Ascomycota, Saccharomycetes, Saccharomycetales, Saccharomycetaceae. The record is from the annotation of a GenBank genome assembly.
AUGUCAGUGGUUGAUGAAUUUCUGAGUGUUAAAAUUCCAUCAGUCAUAUAUAAAGAUGACUGUGGUUAUUGUUAUGAAACAAUGUAUAAUGAAGAGGGAGAGCUGUCACAUCAUCUCAACGUUUGUCUUUCUUGCUACCAAAGUUUUUGCGAUGCUCAUUUAGAUUUGCAUGGCCAUGUUGUUCAAAGUGCAUUGAAUGAGCACCAUGACUUUUUCCUUAAGCUGAGCAAGGUUAAAAAGCAAGCGUCCGAGGAACGCACGGAGAAGAAGCUGAAGCUAGAGAUUAAAGAAAAGGCUGAAGAUGAAAUUUAUGACACGCUUUGGUGGUUGGUGAAAGGAGGCGUUUGCUCAGUUGAUUACACUACUCCUGGAUUGGACUUAACUGUUCAAGAUAAAGUUGCUCAGAUAUUGAGAGCGCAUUCUAAGAAUUUUGAACAAAUGGCUCAGUCUUGGCAGUUGGAAAUUAGAUCUUGCAAGCACGUUGAAUCUUUUCAAAUGCCACCAGGUCCAUCAGAUAAUAUAUCUAAAUGCUGCGGAAAGUGUGACCUUGCUACAAAUCUUUGGUUAUGUCUACACUGUGGUCAUGUUGGCUGUGGUCGACAACAAGUUGGCAUUGAUGGACACUCACAUGCUCUAAAGCAUUUUGAAGAGCAUCCAGAUCAUUCUUUGGCCGUAAAAUUGGGCUCAUUAAGUGAUGUGUCAGCUGAUGUGUACUGCUACGCUUGUGAUGAUGAAGUAAAAUUUGCAAAUCAAGACGAAUGGAGGAAUCUGCUUGCACACUGGAACAUUGAUCUUAAAGACAAGGUAGCUCAAGAAAAGACUCUUGUGGAACUUCAAGUCGAGCAAAAUAUGAAUUGGGAUUUUCAGAUGGUGGACUCCCAAGGCCAUGAAUUGCAACAUUUACAAAGCAGCAAAGAGUAUGGUUGUGGUUUAAUUAACUUGGGAAAUUCCUGUUACAUGAACUCAGUUCUUCAGGUGUUCUUCAACGGUGGUGUUUCGAAAUGGUCUGUAGAAGGUCUAGGGGAUUUUCCUGUCGAUGUGGUCUAUCCUUCCACCAACUUAAAGUGCCAAUUGAUCAAACUUAGAAAUGCUGUUGUCGACAAUCCUGCAAGAUACUCGAAGGGAAUAAGACCUUCGAGUUUCAAAGCAUGCCUUGCAGGAUCUGACGAAGAGUUUCAAUCAGGGAGGCAACAAGAUGCAAUGGAGUUUUUGUCUUUUUUUGUGGAUGCAUUAGACAAGAAGAUUUUCAAUAGCUCCUCUACAAAUCCUGAUGAUCAUAUACGCUUCAUGCUUGAGGAUAGGAUUGAAUGCAAUAAUUGCCAUGGAGUUAAAUAUAUUUCCCAAGCUAGUGAGUUUUUGCAAAUUCCGCUAUCAGAAUCUGAAGAGCCUCAGAAUUUAAUUGACUGUCUCGAACGAUUCUUCAAAGGAGAAACAUUGGAAUUCAAGUGUCCUCAGUGCAAAAAACUGAUAUCUGCUACAAAAUAUUCUAGAUUUCAGACCUAUCCUAAUACCUUGAUCAUCAACCCCUCUAGAAUCAAGCUAGAUAAUUGGAUCCCUGUAAAAACAGCUGCUGAACUAACACUUCCUGGAGUGAAUCCUGAUGACGACACAAGGUUACAAUUAGGGCAGUACAAGUCUAGGGGUUUUGAUAGUAAUAAUGAAACUCUGUUACCGGAAGAUGAUGAUUCGGCUUUUAAGCCUCAAGAGGAGGCUCUAAGUCAACUAAUGGAAAUGGGGUUCUCAAGCAAUGCAGGAACCAGAGCGUUGUUUCAUACUGGAAAUAAUGACACAGAAGCAGCGAUGAACUGGCUAUUCUCGCAUGUCGAUGACUCGGAUUUGAAUGACGUAUUCAAGCCCGACUCCAAAUCUUCAGAUAUUGUGGAUCCCUCUGCCUUGGAGUCCCUCAUUGCAAUGGGUUUGGAUUCUAAGCUUUCACGGAAAUCAUUGAUAUUAAAUAAAGGUGAUAUUAAUGCGAGUGUCGAGUGGGUAUUCAAUAAUAUGGAUGACGACGGUUCGAUAGAAGAAGAGCCUUCAUUGAAAAAAACAGUGCAGUUGUAUGGAGACUCAAAUGCAGAGCACGCACAGUAUGCCCUCCGUGCGGUGGUUUGCCAUAAGGGAAAUUCUGUACACUCUGGACAUUAUGUCGCAUUUAUCAAAAAAGUAAUUGAAGGUCAAUCCAAAUGGGUGUUGUACAAUGAUGAAAAGAUGGUUGUGGCAGAUGACCCCAAAAAUAUUGAGGAAAUCAAAAAGAAUGGCUACAUAUAUCUAUUUUCUAAAUAG